Messenger RNA from Humulus lupulus (European hop), 1089 nucleotides. RefSeq lists its product as uncharacterized. NCBI's taxonomy places the organism in Eukaryota, Viridiplantae, Streptophyta, Magnoliopsida, Rosales, Cannabaceae. Bases 1 to 1089 code for a protein of 362 amino acids. The transcript has a single exon. The record is from RefSeq and is a predicted model, not a curated record.
AUGGAAAGGGUUACAAAGGAUAUCUCUCUCUCUGAUAAAGCUUGGAUUAUUUUGGGGGAUUUCAAUGCCCCUUUCUCUGGUAUGGACAAAUCUGGAGGGAAACCGAUUUCAGCUUUGGAGUUGGUUGAUUAUCUCCAAUGGCUUGAGGAUACUCAUGUUGAGUCUCUUAAGAGUAUAGGUUCCUAUUUCACUUGGACUAAUAACAAAGAUGGUCCAGCUAGAAUCUAUUCUAAAAUUGACCAUGUUUUCAUGAAUGAGAAUUGGCUUGAUUUCUUUCCCCAUUCUACUGCUGUGUUUAGAUGGGAAGUUGUUUCGGAUCAUUGCUCUUAUGUUGUUACUAUCCUGCCUAUGGAGAAGUUGGGUUUUAAACUGUUUAGAUUUUUUAAUUUUUGGGCAGACCAUCAUGACUUCAAAGAGGUCGUUAUGAAUAGUUGGAGGUUGCCUAUUAAGGUCACUGGUUUAAGGGCUAUCUACUUAAAGACAAUGAGGCUGAAGCAUAGAUUAAAAAAAUUUAACAGAGAUAACGUUGGUGACAUUGGUUUGAACUAUCACAAGGCUAAGGAGACUUACCAAGAAGCUCAACUUCUAGCUCAAUCUCAUCCUCAUGACUAUAGUUUUCAAGAAGUAGUGAAAGAAGCUGUUGCCGCUUUUUCAGUUCAGGAGCAUAUGUACCAUAGUUUCUUAGCCCAAAGAAGUAAAAUAACAUGGUUAAGGAAGGGUGAUAUGAACACUUCUUUUUUCCAUGCUUGUUUGAAGAAGCGUAGAGCUGAAAAUUUUAUUGCUUCCUAUAUCACUGAUCAAGGUAAUUUGGUAGAUAAUUUUCCUGAAGUUGUCUCUCACUUUGUUGAGCAUUUCAGAGGCUAUUUGGGUAGUUCGAGUUCUACUACUGGCAGGAUUGAUUUACAUUGUAUAGAGAUGGGAUCCAAUCUCUCGGUUGAUCAACAAUUGAUGCUUUUAGAACCUUUUUCUCGUAAGGAAAUUCGUGCUUCUUUAUUUGGUAUUCCCAUCACUAAGUCUCUAGGACCUGAUGGCUUUGGUUCUGGUUUUUUCAAGGUAGUUUGGCAGGAUAUUGGGGAUGAAGUCUGUUAA